AUGAAAACCGUCCCAACCACCCCAAGCCAUGCGAUAGGACUCGGCACAAAUAUUGCUUUGCCUAUUAUUUCCCAACCCCACCCCGACUUGGCUAAAUUGAUAGACGGCUUUCACAGGCAACUCACCUACCUAAGACUUUCUGUUACCGACUUUUGUAAUUUUCGGUGUAACUAUUGCUUGCCCAACGGCUACACCGCGAAUGGUGGCAAGCGUCCCGAUAACGAACUAUCCCUUGACGAAAUCGCUACGCUGAUUCAAGGCUUUGCCACACUCGGCACAACCAAAGUACGUCUAACAGGUGGCGAGCCAUCCAUUCGUCACGAUUUACCACAAAUCAUUGAGCUAGCCAAACAAACGCAAGGUAUUAAAACCGUAGCGCAAAUCACCGGCUUUGAUAUCUUACCGACUUUGUUAAAAGAUAUUGAUAAAUUGCUUGAAAGCACUGAAAUCCACUUAAAGUUAAACGGUAUUCUCAAGGCAGACACUGCCUUUGACAAUUUGCAAAAUGCGUUGGUAUAUGUCAAAGACCGCCCUGUGACAUAUCGUUUUAUUGAGUUUAUGCAAACGAGUGACAACAGCGAGCUAUUUUUUGCCGAACACGCUAGUGGCAAAACCAUUAAAAACCAUCUGCUUGAAAAUGGCUGGACGGCUACCGAGCGCGCAAUUGACAGUGGCCCUGCGACUGAAUUUCGUCAUGAUGACUAUGUGGGCAAAAUCGGACUGAUUGAACCGUAUGCACCGCAAUUUUGCGAUAGCUGUAAUCGUCUUCGUGUCAGCAGUCAGGGCAAAAUUCAUCUUUGUUUGUUUGAUCAACAAAACUAUGAUAUUCGCCAAUUUUUGAGCAAUCAAGACAAAGACGGAUUGAUAUUAGCAUUACAGAAUCUUAUGCCGAUCAAGCCAGAACACCAUUUUUUGAAUGACAGUAAUAGCGGCAUGAUGGCAAAUCUUUCUAUGGUUGGUGGUUAG
Aptenodytes forsteri (emperor penguin) is the source of this 966-nucleotide messenger RNA. RefSeq names its product cyclic pyranopterin monophosphate synthase-like. NCBI's taxonomy places the organism in Eukaryota, Metazoa, Chordata, Aves, Sphenisciformes, Spheniscidae. The record is from RefSeq and is a predicted model, not a curated record. Bases 1 to 966 code for a protein of 321 amino acids. Gene Ontology annotation, molecular function: metal ion binding; 4 iron, 4 sulfur cluster binding; cyclic pyranopterin monophosphate synthase activity. Gene Ontology annotation, biological process: Mo-molybdopterin cofactor biosynthetic process. The transcript has 2 exons.